Molecule: messenger RNA, 407 nt
Organism: Aspergillus candidus
Lineage: Eukaryota; Fungi; Ascomycota; Eurotiomycetes; Eurotiales; Aspergillaceae
Exons: 1
Coding region: 69-239 (56 amino acids)
Source: RefSeq, a predicted model, not a curated record
AAAAGAAACAAGAAACACAAAAAAAAAAAAAAAAAAUUAGGUCUUCAAAAGCUCAAAAAAAAAAAUCAAUGGCUGUCCUCACUACCUAUGUUAGAAUGGCACCUCGCAGAAUAUCUUCAUAUCUUCAUAUGUUUAUUUAUUUAUUUUAUUUUAUUUGUUCAUCAAAUUUAAUAGUAUCUGUUGUCUCUUUAUGUAUAUGCUUUUUUCCUUGGGGGAAACAGAGGGUGGAAGACGUGUGAUACAUGGUUUUUGUUUCUUUACUUUUCUUUACUCUUUUUACUCUUAUUUCUAGCUUUUUUUUCGCUCACGACUCAGGAUGAUAUGGUUGGCAUGAUGAUUGAUUGAUUGAUUGAUUGAUAUCUUUACUUUACAUAGCUUAGGCUACAAAAUGGAAUAGUGCAUGUUUA